UGUCGCCAACGUUCUAACCGAUAUUCUCUCGUCAACGGCCUAUGCCCCUGUUCCAGACUCAUAUCAACCAAAUUGCAAUUAGCUAUUACACCUUCGCAAACGGAUCUUUCGAGUCUAUUCAAUGAAUCGGAGUUGAAAAUAUAUAUGCGUCGUGUCCUCUCCUUCUCUCGUUCAUUACAUUCCGCCAAACUUACGAUUUGAGCAAUCGCCAUUCGGAUAUACUGCUACACAACCCCAGCACGACCGAAAAGAUUGAGGAGGAUUUGUUGCGACAAGCAUAGAACCAUCGGGACAAGAAGAAGGUUGUGUUUGUGAUAGGAUUGCUGUCACCAGCACCUACAACAACACAUGCAGACGGCCAAAUCCAAAGCCGAGCAGCAGAUCCAGAAAGCAAAGCUUGCCAACUCGUACCAUGCUUUAUUGGAGGAAUUUUCUUCCAAGGACCUGCGAACAGUUGGCAAUUACAGUCUCGGUCGGCUCAUCGGCAAAGGAUCUUUUGGCAAGGUCUAUUUAGCCUCCCACAAACUUACCAAUGGGUUAAAGGUUGUUCUAAAAUCCGCUGAUAAGAAUGACACCAACCUUGCCCGAGAAAUACAUCACCACCGCCAAUUCAUUCACCCGCACAUUGCGCGACUUUACGAGGUUAUCGUGACCGAAACUCUGGUCUGGUUGGUUCUGGAGUACUGUCCCGGCGACGAGCUAUAUAAUUACCUUCUUCGUCAUGGGCCUCUCCCAGUUGACCAAGUUCAAAAGAUAUUUUCACAAUUAGUCGGUGCCGUUGCCUAUGUCCAUAACAAAUCCUGCGUUCACCGAGACUUGAAGUUGGAGAACAUUCUCUUGGAUAAACAUGGCAAUGUCAAGCUCUGCGAUUUCGGGUUCACAAGGGAAUAUGAAGGGAAAUCAAGCUACCUUCAAACUUUUUGUGGAACAAUAUGCUAUUCGGCUCCGGAAAUGCUCAAGGCCGAAAAGUAUGCCGGAGAAAAGGUGGAUGUUUGGAGUUUGGGGAUCAUCCUUUACGCCUUACUUGCGGGCGAAUUGCCAUUCGACGAGGAUAGCGAUGCGGAUACGAAGAUGAAGAUUUUGACAACAGAGCCGAAAUACCCGGACCAUUUCCCAGAAGAUGCCAAGACUCUUAUAGGCCAGCUGCUAUCAAAGCGGCCGUUGCUUCGGCCUUCGCUCUCAGACGUACUGGCUCACCCUUUCCUGACCGAAUAUGCUCACCAGCAGCAAGCAACAUUGAAGAUUCAACAACCGGCGCCGUUUACGACGAAGCUCGAAAAGGACACACUUCAACGUAUGCGAAGCGCAGGCGUGGACAUUGAUCAAGUUAUUGAAAACGUCUUGGCCCAAAGGUGCGACAGUUUAGCGGGCUGGUGGGCUUUAUUGAUCGAGAAGGAGGAGAGGAAAGAGAAGCGAAGGGAACGGAAGAGGAAGGAAAAAGAGUCUGAAGCCAGAACAUUACGACGGCUCAGUGCGGCCAGUAGUCGCCUGGAUCGUAUAGCGCCCACACUGACGGAAGUUGAUGAGGAGGGUGAGCUGGGCCAAGGGGAUGGUGAUGUGCCUAUCAGUCGCGGAAGAAAAGACAGAAGAAGCGGUACAAGCUCAACGUUGGGCAUACCUGAGCUUCCUCGCCUGCCUGAGAAUCAGUCAACCGAAUCCCAAGAGCCAGUCACUCCCCCUCCGCCAAUCGAAAAAGACCGAAUCCGCUCCGGUAGUUCAUCGCGACAGCGUCCUAUGGUGCCACCAAAAGACGUGCGGAGGUCACGGAGCAGUCAUCUUCACAUCACGACAAAUGCUGACCUGCUUUCGCCACAUGGCUACACCAGCCGACGGGCCCGUAAACAUCAACAUCCUUUCAUGAGCCAACUUGCUUCUAUAAAACAUUGGUUUAUGGAUACGACAAAGCGCGGACGAUCACCGAAUGGCUCAAAGAGCACGACUCCAUCAAAGUCUCCCGGCCAAAAGAAGCCAGAAGGCGCGCGGAAAGUUUCACCCGCCUCUACUUCAACAUUGAAUUCAACUGUCGCCUCGGGGUUGCCGACGCGAUCAACUGCACCACAAAGGCCGAGGAUAUCUACGACGCCUCAUAAUCGCAGCUCACUCUCUCCAUCUCCACUUACCCCCCACUCGUCUUACCGCAGAACCCCAUCUGGCCUUCGGGGCAGAAAAUCGACAUCAUCAUCAGUUUCGUCUAUUCGGUCCAUGCAUAAGCGAAACUAUAGUCAUUCAAAAGCCUCCUCAACUUCUUCCGCAUCAGCAUCGGUUACCUCAUCAAAGAAGGUGCCUCGGUCUCCCCACUCUUCCGUCAAAGUCCUUCCUGCUACACCGACGAAUAGCGUUUUCCCAUCCGGUUUACGCCUUGUGCGGUCUCCUCCGAGUUACAACGAGACGGCUCACUUUGGAAGCCCAACGCCUUCUCUCACAUUUGCUAGGCGCAAGAGAAGUCCAUUCAAAGGCCCAAUGCUCGGCCUAAGUACAGGCCACGGCUCAGCUGGCGCCGCUACUCGAGGCCGCGACGCAAGCGUCAGCAGCAGGACGGCUUCCAUCACGGAGCGUCGAAGUGGCGAAGUGAUCCAAGAAGAGGACGAGAAUGAUUUUGAAGAAGUCGACGCCUUUUCACCUGUCGCUGGGCCUGGAGAAGGCGCUGAUAAUGAUGACAGUCCAUUUGGUGGACCACUACGAUCCGAGGCAUGACGUCCUUGAGUAUGCAUAUAAAUGUCUUUUUCAAUUACCUUUGAGGACCGCAUCUAAAAAUCUUGUUGGCAAUAUUAUCCUAAAAAUUAGCAGCGUUGACAAGAGCUUCAUGCUAAAAAGCAAUGGCUUUUGCUCGUACUAUUCCAGAUUUCCCUAUCUUCUUUUCUUUUCUUUAUCUUCCAUUCAUUUAUUCAUUCCUCCUUUUUCUAUUAUUUUAUUUAAUUUUCUUCCUCUUCCAUUUUCAUUUGGAUACCCAGGGCGAAGUCAAGGAAAUGGGACACCUCUUUAACUUUAUUGCGUCUUACGGUCGAGAGGCUGACCGCUAUAGCUGUGCCCGUUGGACUGUAUGUUAUCUACAUUUGUUUCUUUUCAUGUCCAUUUUACCAUACAUAGGUGC
This is a messenger RNA of Xylona heveae TC161, 3091 nucleotides long. Its product is annotated as kinase-like protein. Gene Ontology annotation, molecular function: protein kinase activity; ATP binding. The record is from RefSeq and is a predicted model, not a curated record. The coding region runs from base 349 to 2694 and encodes 781 amino acids. Gene Ontology annotation, cellular component: spindle pole centrosome; spindle microtubule; chromosome passenger complex. NCBI's taxonomy places the organism in Eukaryota, Fungi, Ascomycota, Xylonomycetes, Xylonales, Xylonaceae. Gene Ontology annotation, biological process: regulation of cytokinesis; protein phosphorylation; mitotic spindle organization. The transcript has 6 exons.